CAGGCAAUUAAAAAUAGGAUACAUAAAAAGACAAAUAUGAUUAAUAAAGGUACUUUUGAGGAAAGUAAAAUGAAGCUGAUGUUUGGACCUCCUCUUUUCCAUUUGCUCCUGUGCUGUGCAACACAGACAUUAGGUGUCCGUAUUGAGUCUGCCCCAGCCUUCAACAGUGAGGGGGUUAUACAGACAGAGCUGGAGAAGACUGUGACUCUGCUUUGUCAGCCUGAGGGUGGACAUGAGACGGAAGAGGAGCUGAUGUGGUUGAGGAACGAUGCUGCAAUCAGUCUUAAGGAAGGAAACACCAAGGGUAGCAGCAAAGUGUGCGUUACGCCCGUCCUCUCCGAAGACAAUGGUGCUACUUUCACCUUUCGCCUCAGGGAAAACGCCACAGUCAGCGCCUCAAUCACCCUGGAUGUCACAUUCCCCCCUCGGCUCUCUGGUUCAGAAGAGGUCACAGUGGAGGAGGAGGAAGUUCUGGUCCUGCUCUGUGAUAUCCAUGCCAAUCCACAGGUCUCAUCUGUGUCCUGGAUGCUGAAUGGAAGUACAGUUGAUCUACUUGAAGGCGGCUUCACAAUAACCAAUGAUGGGCUGUCCACUGGCAGAGUGGAUCGAAGCUUACAUCAAGGCACCUAUCAGUGCACAGCAAACUCUGCCAUGUAUGGCGAAUAAACAAAAGUCUUCUCUGUCACAGCAACAGAAAGAACCAUUAAGUUCCCAAUGAUGCCCAUCAUAGCAGGAGUGGUGGUGGUGUUCCUCACUGCACUUCUUGCUGUUGCUUCACGAUGGAGAAAAAUUGCACAGUGCUGCAAGUAG
Notolabrus celidotus (New Zealand spotty) is the source of this 810-nucleotide messenger RNA. RefSeq names its product transmembrane and immunoglobulin domain-containing protein 1-like. Gene Ontology annotation, cellular component: cell-cell junction. NCBI's taxonomy places the organism in Eukaryota, Metazoa, Chordata, Actinopteri, Labriformes, Labridae. Gene Ontology annotation, biological process: cell-cell adhesion. Gene Ontology annotation, molecular function: cell adhesion molecule binding. The record is from RefSeq and is a predicted model, not a curated record.